AUGGACAAUCGCAUAGCGCUGUCCCCUUUUCUUUUUCUAAUAAUAUGCUUCUUCAGUCUAGCCAUCACUGCGCAAAGCAAUGACACUACCACCGCGUCAACUGCCCCGAACCAAGAAGCGAGAGUAGGAUGGGUUGCCGGCCCGAACCAGCGCGGCACGCUCACGCUCGUGUACGGAUGUCUGAGCACCAUCUUCGCGAGCACCUGGACGGUGUUGCACCUGAACGUCCCGGGUCCGCACGACGAGUGGUGGCGGAAGGCCCUGCGGAAGGCCAAGUGGAUGGCUGUCACCGUCCUCUUCCCCGAGUUUGUCUUCUCAAAAGCCGUCUGCGAGCUACGAAUGGCAGUUGCCAACCUCCGCGACAUGCAUGAGGCCAUGAAGAAAGCCAGGGCCGAGCUCCGCUGGGAGGACUCGGUCCAGCGUGAAUAUCCCAGGAGAUCUGCGAGAACGAGAACAAGGAAGGUUCCGAGAAACCGGCGCCCACAGUCGUCGGGCGGGGCGAGCCAGGACUCUCAUGACAAAGGUGAAGUCCGGCGAAGGUGGACGUUGGUUCACUGCCUGUACGCCAACAUGGGCGGCUUGGUCCCGUACCCUACACAAGGCAUCGGCAGCGGCAGCGGGGGCCCGGGAGCCCAGCCUGUCACGACACCGAUGCUUGCGGAGACCAUCAGACGUGGCGGAUGCGAUUCUCUCAAGCAUUUCGUUCUCGACCGAGCCGACAUUGAAGACAAGAGCAAGGCGGACUGGCUGUUGAGAACCAUUGCCGUCAUGCAGAUCGUCUGGCUCGUCCUCAACGUAGCGGCGCGUGCCAUCGCCCGUGUGCCCGUCACCCAGCUCGAGAUUGCCACGGUAGCAUUCUCCAUCACGGCCAUCGCAACAUAUGCGGCCAACUGGUGGAAGCCCAAGGACAUUGGCCAGCCAACGGCCCUACCCCGAGUUCUCCAGGGUCACCGUAUCGAACAUUGGGCAAUACCCGAGGACUACAGAAACUUCCAGAGCUUCGUCAACCGUACUCUAAAGCCCUCGUAUACUCGUGAGCUGCAGAUCGACGGGUGGAUAGACCGCGUCCGGAACGACUUAACGUGGAUGAGGGGGGAUCCCCCCAUGCCGCGGAUGUUUUACGCCUUGAUGGCAGUGUCAUCCCUGGUAUUCGGUGGCUUCCACUGCCUUGCCUGGAACGUCCAGUUCCCUUCCGAGACCGAGCAGGUACUUUGGAGGGCCGCGAGCAUCAUGUCGGCUGCCCUGCCGGGCGUUUCGCUUGCCCUCACGUCCGUCAUCAACGUCCUCGCGACGACGGUUUCCGAGAAGAGAUUUCUGGCCGUCGUCCGCAAGACUCUGGUUCCGCUCCAUCGAUUGCCCGAGGAUUUUUGGCGUCUCCUAUGCGAGGAACCCAAAUGCCUGCAUAUCAUCUAUGCUGUUUCUCGCCUUGCCAUUCUCAUCCUCCUGUUCACAUCCCUGCGGUCUGUGCCGGAAGCUGUCUACGAAAACAGCCCGUGGACUCGGUUCCUGCCAAACAUCUCCUGA
Molecule: messenger RNA, 1524 nt
Organism: Chaetomium strumarium
Lineage: Eukaryota; Fungi; Ascomycota; Sordariomycetes; Sordariales; Chaetomiaceae
Exons: 4
Coding region: 1-1524 (507 amino acids)
Source: RefSeq, a predicted model, not a curated record